AUGGACAUAAUAAGGAUUUUAGAAGUUACAAAGGCAGAAAUGAUGCUUCGCGCAAAGUUAGGAUUGGCCCCACUAAACCUUGACCUAAGCAAGUCAAGUGGUGACCCUAAGAAACAAGAUUUUGUCCAUGCUCCUGCUAAAAAUGUUCGAGAGUCACAGAAAGCAGAUAAAUUGAAGGAAAAACUUGAAACCCUUAAAGAAAAACGUCUAAUAUUAGAAAAGCUUCGCAACACUCAAUCUCUUGGAUCUGGUGGUGAAACCAUGACCCUUUCCUGGGUAGAAAAGAUGCGUAUAAAGGAGAAGCAAAAGGAGGAAGCAAGGAACAGGAAUAAUUAUGAUUCAAAAGAUCUUGCAGGUCUAAAAAUUCAACACGAUUCUAAAAAAUUCGCAGAUGAAAAAUCAAUAAUACUUACCCUAAAGGAUAAGGAAAAUGUAAACUUGGUUGAUGAUGAAAAGGCUGAUAUAAACCGCAAGAAUAAGAGGAUGACACUGGGCCUUGGUGCAAUUGUGGAUGAUGAUUUCGAGGAAGUAUCCUUAGGACUAAAAGCAAAAGGAAUUCUGGAUAAGUAUGAUGUGGAAAUUGAUGGCGAAAAGAAAGAUGAAAUUGUAUUGGGAAACAGUGGAAUGUAUCUAGCUGAUCAUGAAAGAGCUAUGGAGCGUCUUCAAGCUGAGCUUCGAGCCAGUGCCGUACGUUGGUACCAUUAA
This is a messenger RNA of Protopolystoma xenopodis, 705 nucleotides long. NCBI's taxonomy places the organism in Eukaryota, Metazoa, Platyhelminthes, Monogenea, Polystomatidea, Polystomatidae. The record is from the annotation of a GenBank genome assembly.